AUGGGUCAAGACUGGACGAACGCUCGCCUCCUCGCACAUUCAGGGGAUGCUUACAUGAAAACUGGGCUUGCUGUCUAUAUCUUUGCAAUCACUGAGGACAUGAAGGAUGCACGAGCGUUUUCCUCCCUCGAUGGCGAUAUGCUGAUUAUCCCGCAACAGGGUGCUUUGGAUAUCCAAACAGAACUUGGAAAUCUGCUAGUCCGACAGAAUGAAAUCGCCGUCAUUCCCCGUGGAAUCAGACACCGAGUGACAUUGCCAACUGGUCAAGCACGAGGUUACAUCUGCGAACUUUUCCAGGGACAUUUUAGACUUCCUGAACUUGGCCCGAUUGGGUCAUGCUCACUAGCAAACGUUCGAGAUUUUCAGAUACCCGUUGCUGCAUUUGAUGGUACUCUCCAAAACGGAAGGGCUUGUGGGAACAAUCGGCAGUGGCAAAUCGUGUCCAGAUUUGGAGGACGCUUGUUUAGCUGCACGCAGGGACACACUCCAUUUGAUGUGGCAGCAUGGAAUGGCACAUACUAUCCGUACAAAUAUGACCUUGCUCGCUUUUGCGUGCUCGGUAGCGCUCUGUACGAUCACCCGGAUCCCAGUUUAUUCACCGUGUUAACAGCACCCUCUUACCGUGAGCCCGGUACUGGGGUGGUCGACUUUGCCAUUAUUCCUCCUCGCUGGAAUGUGAUGGAAAAUACAUAUUGGUUACCAUACUAUCAUCGAAAUACAAUGACAGAAUUCUCGGGUCCCAUCAUCUCUAAUCAAGACGAAAGUUGCAAGUGGAACCAGGGUCUGGAAUUUCAACCAUAUGGGGCUUCAGUGGCCUCUGCGAUGGCCUGCCAUGGCGCCUCUAAUGGUGAACACAUAAAAGCAGGAGACCAGGCAACCGAGCCUCAGAAAGUCGGCACUGAGGGCUUUACGAUAUUUCUCCUCGAGACAGAGUGUCCUCUCAGUAUAUCGGAUUGGGCGAUCCAGGAGUUUCAAGUUGAUGGCCAGACCAGUGGGAUCUUGCACAAAACUAGACCCAGUCUCUGA
Messenger RNA from Exophiala bonariae, 1026 nucleotides. RefSeq lists its product as uncharacterized. Lineage: Eukaryota; Fungi; Ascomycota; Eurotiomycetes; Chaetothyriales; Herpotrichiellaceae. The record is from RefSeq and is a predicted model, not a curated record. The transcript has a single exon. The coding region runs from base 1 to 1026 and encodes 341 amino acids. Gene Ontology annotation, biological process: L-phenylalanine catabolic process. Gene Ontology annotation, molecular function: homogentisate 1,2-dioxygenase activity. Gene Ontology annotation, cellular component: cytoplasm.